AUGAUGGACUUAAAAGGCGCAUCGGCCAACCGCGUGGUUCUCAUCCUCGUUAUAAUGACCCUCCACUCCUUCGGCGAAGGCUCGGGAGUCGGUGUCUCCUUCGCCGGCCCUCGCGGCCUGUCGCAGGGGCUGCUGGUAACCAUCGCCAUCGCCGUGCACAACGUCCCCGAAGGCCUCGCGAUGACUCUCGUCAUGGUCGCGCGCGGCGUGCGACCGCGCAACGCCAUGCUCUGGAGCGUCUUCACGAGCCUCCCACAACCACUGGUCGCCGUCCCCGCGUUUCUCGGCGCCAACACCUUCACCCAGUUCCUCCCGCUCUGCAUGGGCUUCGCAGCAGGGUGCAUGAUAUGGAUAGUUUUCGGCGAGGUUCUCCCGGAGUGCAUUAAAGAGGGCGCUAACUCCUCCCACGUCGCCUCAGCUGCUACUCUCUCCGUCGCGUUCAUGGAAGCGCUAGGAACUUUCCUCGAAGGCGUGGACGCGCCUGAAAGCUGGCACCGCUUAGUACCGAUUGCUUGGGCGCUGCUGUUCUUCCUGGGGCCGCUCAUAGGGUCCGUUCUCCCGCUUCUCCUCUCCCAUUCGCUCCCUGCCCCUGUCUCGCCGCCUCUGCUAUCCGGGCUAGCGGGAGGGGCGCUGCUCGGUUUGGCGCUGUGGCAGCCGGUGCAGCUGCUGGUAACCGGGCAAAUGGAGGUGCUGCCGCUGCUAUCAGUGUUUUACGUGGGCUGUGUGCUGCAUUACUUUUGUGCCAGUAUGGGGCGGGGCUUGGCGGAUGGGUGUGUGGGCAACGCGCAGCAGAAAUUGCAGGGCGGUUUCAGUGACGUUCAGUAUAGUCACGGGCUGCAGCAGUGGACUGGGGACGGGGAUGAGAAGGAGGUGCGCAAGCCGAGCCUGCAGUUGAGCUACGGGAUCCGAGCCUCUGUGCUGGUCUGUGUUGCUGUGUCGGGCCAUGCUUUCGCCGAGGGGCUUCUGCUGGGGCAGAAAGCAGCGCCAGGAGGAGAGCUGGGAGGAGAAUCAGGAGCAAGUGGACUAGGAGGUGGGGGAGUAGGAGAGAUUGGGAUGCGCAUGCUUCUUCCAGCAGCCAUUCACGGUGUGCCGCGUGGCAUUGCUGCAGCAGCUGCUGCACUAGGUUCGUUCUCCAUCACCCGCUCCACCCCAGAGCUUCCCCUAGCAGCUGUUCCCUUAGCACUCGCAUCUGCGGCUGUAGCAGGGCUGGCUGGGCCCGUCGGGGCUGUAGCGUCGUUCUUUUUGCUUCAUAGUUUCGGAAAGACGAGUGGUUGUGGGGGCGGUGUUGGGAAUCAUGCUUGUGGUGGUGAGUUUCAUGGGGAAGAGAACGAUAUGCGCGCACUCGAGUUACUCGCCACUGUAACGGGGGUGAACGCGGUGUCGACGGGAAUCAGCAAGGCGUGUAAGCACUACGCGGAUCUGCACGAACGGGAGAAGAUUGAGUCGAUGCGCAAGGCAGGGAAACGUCCAGAAGACGUGAUAUUUGCAGCCCUUCAGCGGCUGCUUCACCUGGAAAUGGCGGGUUAUCACCACGAAGUGGCUGCGGUUUCGCAAAAGAUCGCCAGCAAGCUGGGCACAGCAGACGACAGGAGCAGCGUGGAGCAUCAGACGCUGCAGGCACUCAGCCGGACCCUGGUGGAAGCAUGUCGUCAGCAUGGCAUGGACGUGACGCCAUCAGUGAAAGGCGGGAGGCUGGGGUUUCAGGGUCUUGAGGAUUUUCUGAACUCAUCGCGAAUGGGAACUGACCACUAUGAUUGCGACAAGCUGGUUACUGACCUGUAUUUCGCCUUCCUGUUCGCUCAAGAUAUUGCUCAAGGCAACAUCCAACGCAUUGAAGCAGCUUUUAACGAAGCAGUGGAGAGGCUUAUAUCAGGACCGGCUCGAGACUGCCUGUCACCUGUAUCCCCCCUGAGCCCAGCGUCCACUGGAAGCGCACCUUCUCCUGGCAAAAGCGUUGGAGGAUUUUCCUCUGGCUGCGUCCGUGCUGCGUCUGCCAACGACCUCCCUGCUUACGCUCGUCCAGACGCUUUCAAACUGCCCCAGGCCCCUCCGAAACCUACGUCCUUCUUUUCCGCCACGACCACUACCAGCAGCAGCAGCAGCAGCAGCAGUAAUGGGGGGAAAUGGGGAUCGUCACCCUCACCAGCGAGUGGGCAGGCAGGGAACAAGCCAGCACCUCUCGUGGGCAUUGGAACAGAAGAUGAUAAGACUUGA
Closterium sp. Yama58-4 is the source of this 2214-nucleotide messenger RNA. The record is from the annotation of a GenBank genome assembly. NCBI's taxonomy places the organism in Eukaryota, Viridiplantae, Streptophyta, Zygnematophyceae, Desmidiales, Closteriaceae.